AUGCUUUCUUUCUUUCUUUCUUUUCUUUCUUUUUUCUUUUUCUUUUCUUUUCCCUCCCUUUCUUUCUUUUUUUUUUCUUUCUUUCUUUUUUCUUUUGCUUUAAUUUUGCUUUCUUUCCAUGUUUCAUUCUUUCUUUCUUUCUUUCUUUCUUUUCUUUCUUUUUUUUGGCCCUUUCUUUCCCUCCAUUCUUUUUUCUUUUUUCUUUCAUUAAUUUUGCUUUCUUUCCAUUCAUUUCAUUUUCUUUGCUUUCUUUCUUUCUUUCUUUCUUUUCUUUCUUUCUUUCUUUUUUUUUUGGAUCUUUUUUUUUCCAUGAUUCUUUCUUUUUCUUUUUUUUUCAUUAAUUUUUUCUUUCUUUCCAUGUUUCAUUCUUUCUUUGUAGCUUUCUUUCUUUCUUUCUUUCUUUCUUUCUUUCUUUCUUUCUUUCUUUUGACCCUUUCUUUCCUCCAUGAUUCUUUCUUUUUUUUCUUUCUUUCAUUAAUUUUUUCUUUUCUUUCCAAUUUUCAUUCUUUUCUUUGA
This is a messenger RNA of Acanthosepion pharaonis, 516 nucleotides long. The record is from the annotation of a GenBank genome assembly. Lineage: Eukaryota; Metazoa; Mollusca; Cephalopoda; Sepiida; Sepiidae.